AUGGCCGCAUUCAUCGCCAGCUCGGACUCUGGCCACUCUAGUGACUCUGGCGCCAUCAGCAACCGCAGCGAGCGCAAAGAAGUAAACCAAAAUGGAUCCAGGAAGCGCCGCAGACUCUCACCCACCGGAUCAGAAGACUCGGACUCAGAGCCAGAAACUGCACAGACCCAAAAAACUGCUCCCAUGGCUACAACCUCUCGCAUCCAACCAUCCAUCUCCCGCAUCAAGGCCAAAACCACCACAUCUGCUACCGUACCUGCACCAACGACAUCCUCAACCAUCGCCGCAGCCCAAAAGGGCAAUGAAAAGUCCACAUUUGCAGAUCUAAACGUAUCCCCCUGGUUGGUCUCUUCCCUCGCCAACAUGGCCAUCAAAAACCCCACUCGCAUCCAAUCCGCCGCCAUCCCCGAAAUCCUCUCUGGACGCGACUGCAUCGGCGGCAGCAGAACCGGAUCAGGAAAGACCGUUGCUUUUGCCGUGCCAAUCCUGCAACAAUGGUCCAAAGACCCCUUUGGCAUUUUUGGGGUCGUGUUGACGCCAACUCGUGAACUUGCUUUGCAGAUUUUCGAACAGUUCAAGGCGAUUGGCGCAGUGCAGAAUCUAAAAGUUUGCUUGGUGACGGGAGGAAGUGAUAUGAGGGCUCAAGCUAUCGAAUUGGCAAAGAGACCGCAUGUGGUUAUUGCAACGCCAGGUAGACUUGCAGAUCAUAUCAACAGUAGUGGUGAAGAGAGUAUUGCUGGAUUGAGACGAGUUAAAUUCGUGGUAUUGGAUGAGGCCGAUAGAUUGUUGGCUGCGGGCAAGGGAAGUAUGUUGCCUGAUCUGGGUGUUUGUAUGGAGGUGCUGCCCGAGUCGAGUAAGAGACAGACUUGUCUGUUUACUGCUACUGUUACGGCAGAGGUUAGAGCACUGCAGGACAGACCCAGGGCAAAGGGUAAACCUCCCGUUGCCGUGUGUGAGGUUGACCUGGACACCCUCGCCAUCCCAGACACCCUACACCAAACCUACUGCCUAGUCAACGUCGUGCACAAGGAAAAAUACCUACACGUACUCCUCCAAACCGAUCAAAACGUCUCCAAACCAACCAUCAUCUUCGUCAACCGCACCUCCACGGCAAAUCUACUCGAGCAUCUUCUCCGCAGCCUCUCUCACCGCGUCACCUCUUUGCAUUCUGGCCUCCAACAAUCAGACCGCACCAACAAUCUCGCUCGCUUCCGCGCAAACGCCGCUCGCAUUUUGGUCUGCACCGACAUCGCGGCCAGAGGUUUGGAUAUCCCCUCUGUGGCUUUGGUCAUCAACUACGACUUGCCACGCGAUCCAGACGAUUACGUGCACAGGGUGGGAAGAACAGCCAGAGCAGGACGCAAAGGUAUGUCGGUGAGUUUGGUGGGGCAGAGGGAUGUAGGGCUAGUGCAGGCUAUUGAGGAAAGAGUGGGUAGACAGAUGGAGGAGUAUGAGGAGGAGGGUGUUAACGUGGAGAGUAGGGUUGUCAGGGAUGCGUUGAAUGUGGUGGGUGAUAAGAAGAGGGAGGCCUUGUUGGCUAUCGAGGAAGGCAGAGAUGUCAAGGGUAAGAGGAGGAAGGGAAACAGAGCUGCUGGUAAGUAA
Messenger RNA from Aureobasidium namibiae CBS 147.97, 1602 nucleotides. RefSeq names its product ATP-dependent RNA helicase-like protein dbp8. Gene Ontology annotation, molecular function: ATP binding; nucleic acid binding; RNA helicase activity. The coding region runs from base 1 to 1602 and encodes 533 amino acids. The record is from RefSeq and is a predicted model, not a curated record. The transcript is spliced from 2 exons. NCBI's taxonomy places the organism in Eukaryota, Fungi, Ascomycota, Dothideomycetes, Dothideales, Saccotheciaceae.